Molecule: messenger RNA, 1210 nt
Organism: Amphimedon queenslandica
Lineage: Eukaryota; Metazoa; Porifera; Demospongiae; Haplosclerida; Niphatidae
Exons: 5
Coding region: 510-1130 (206 amino acids)
Molecular function (GO): protein binding
Source: RefSeq, a predicted model, not a curated record
UGAACAUUAUCAGGUAACAUUAUGAUUGUGUAGGUGGUGAUGUGACUGAAUUUCAAUGUACUGAUGGAAGUGUGUAUGCUGGAGAUAAAGUGGAGUGUAACUGUACAACAAGUACUGGAACAAUAGACUGGAACAUCAGUUAUAUAGCACUAGGAUCGUGUGAUCAGAACUUGAUACAUGUCAAAUCAGAACAUUUCAAUGCAGCUACAACUGAUAAUGCUACAGAAUAUUAUGGAUACAAUUUUACCCAUAAUGUUGAUAACAACAGCUCAAGCCUCACCUUUUAUUUGAAUACAUCUGAAAGUGUUUCUGUUACGUGUAGAAAUGGUGAUAAAAGAGACGGUGCAACUCUAGUAAUCCCUGACGCAGGCUAUGUAAAAGCACUAAUAAACUUAACAACAGACUUCAAUGCAAGUGGAGUUACUCUACACUGGGAGGAUAUUGGGAAUAACUGUGAUUCUACUGAGUAUAACGUGGCUAUUUAUGAUAAUACAUCAACCAGUGUAUUGAUGUAUAAUACUAGUGACACAACGUUACAUAUAAACUCAAGUGAUUUAUUUAAAAAUGUAACCUACACAUACACUGUUAAAAGGUGCCAGCACUGUAGUAUCAGUAAACCAUUCACACUUGCUCCCAUUGAAGUAAUGAGUGUUACAAUAGAUACAACUAAUGCUACUGAUUCUUGUAAAAAUGAUAGUUGCUGUGCUAAUGUUACACUGAGUAUAAUACUGGAAUCAUCAGACAUGUGUUUAAAGCAUCCAAGUCAGAACUACGAAAUAUCAUACAAUUCUAAUACUGAAGAUAAACCAGUAACAUUUAAAAUAAAUGAAACAGAAUGGACUGAAUCAUUAGAACACAAUGAGACCUAUUGCUUUACAGUCAUACCAAUAAAUGAUUUUAUCACAGGAGAGCCAAUAAAUAAUGAUACAAAUAUCACUGAAUAUCAAUGUAAACCACCAGGAAAUGGAAAUAAUGGUAGUAACGGAGGAAAUGGAGGAUGUGGCACAUGGUGCAUUAUAGAAAUUAUUUUUAAAGUCAUUGGAUUCAUUGUAGUCAUUGUUGGGAUUAUAUUCAUAAUCAUCAUACUAAUUAUACUUCUCAUGCAAAUACUUAUGCAUUUAUGCAACUAAGCAUAAGGGAAUAACAAUUGAAUAGGCUUUAAUAAGUGUCAUUUGGUUAUUGGUAGGAACAAGAGUACUUUUGGUAGAAA